Messenger RNA from Portunus trituberculatus (swimming crab), 5663 nucleotides. RefSeq lists its product as uncharacterized. The coding region runs from base 285 to 3572 and encodes 1095 amino acids. The record is from RefSeq and is a predicted model, not a curated record. NCBI's taxonomy places the organism in Eukaryota, Metazoa, Arthropoda, Malacostraca, Decapoda, Portunidae. The transcript is spliced from 15 exons. Gene Ontology annotation, molecular function: protein binding.
GAGAGAGAGAGAGAGAGAGAGAGAGGGGAUAAAGCGUUUCUGAAUACGGGCUAGAGUUCUCCCUAACACCUCUCUAGUCUGUAACUCAGUGCACUUCCGUAAACAACCACUUCACUUUCAUGAAACACGAUGUUGAAAAGAAAUGUUUUCCACCACAAAUGUGCCGCUGAAAGUACUCUGUGAAUUGAAUUGUGCUUCGAUGAAUACGGAACCAAAUGACUGACAGACGAUGAGGCACCAGUGAGUGAGAAUGAGGGUGUCUAUGGCCCGCUGAGUGAGUGGUGAUGACGUGGUGGUAUAGAGUGAUGGCGCUGGUGACUGUGUGUGAUGUUGUUCUUCUGGGAGCCUCCGAGGAACCAGCCAUGGUGGUGGAGGGCGUGGUAGGAGGACGCGUCCAGCUCCCAUGCCACUUCAAGACCAGAAGACCUGGUGACGCUCCCAAAUUAGUGCUGUGGUAUAAGGUAUCUGAGGACGAAAAUCUGAGGCCGCUCUUCAGUCGAGAUCUGCGCGCGUACAAGGCAGCCAAGCAGCUUUCCCAGCCUGACGGAAGCCUGCAGGUGGAGAGAACCAGCGCCACCCUCACUUACCGCCGACUCGACCCGCUCCACGCCGGUCUGUAUGAGUGUCACGUCGACUUCUUCAACUCCCCCGUCCAUGUUAGUCGCGUGCAGCUCGUGGUGGUGGAGCCCGUCGAGAGGGUGGACAUCCUGGAAGAGGGAGGCGUUGAGGUGCGGGAUGGAGUGUUGGGGCCUUACCCUGCUGGACACAUCCUCAACGUGACUUGCCUUGCUCGCCAAGGUGUGCCGCUGCCCAGUGUGCGGUGGUGGACGGGCGGGAUGGUUCUCAAGAGCUCCCGGGAGGUGGUGGAGGCGAAGGUAGAAAACAACUUGGUGGUGGAAAACAUUUCCCGCGCAUGGCACCUCAGACAACUCACCUGCACAGCCAACAACUCCCGCCUGUAUCGGGCCGCAGUUGCCACCGUCACCGUGCACAUGAUCCUGUUGCCGGUGAGCGUGAGGUUGCGCGUGCCCGUCCCGCUAGUGGUGGGGCAGAGGGCCAUACUGCGGUGUGAGGCUACUGGCUCCAAUCCCGCCCCACGCCUCUCCUGGAUCUUGCAACAAAUAGCGAUGAGAGAAAGCAAGAGCUGGGAGGAAGGUAACAAAACAUUCAGUGAGUUGAUUCUCAACGUAACUCGCCAUCUGCACCUGGCACGGGUCACCUGCUCCGCUACCAAUCUCGCCCUCAACGCCAGCCUCACCAACUUCACCACACUCACCGUGCAUUACCCACCAUCAGUACGGGCGUCUCUGGGCCAGCCGCUACGCGCUGGCUCAUUAAAGGAGGGAGACAACGUGUAUUUCACUUGUUCCGUGGCCGCCAAUCCCUCAACAACAGCCAUCACAUGGUUCCAUGAGGGGCGCCAGGUGGUGCAGAAUAGGAGUGCGGGUGUGGUCACCAGCCGCAGCUCCCUGGUGAUGCGCAACGUAGGACGGCACCAGGCUGGCCGGUACAGCUGCGAGGCUGCAAACACGCUGGCCAGGGUGCGCAGCGCCGCUGUCACCCUCACCAUCAAAUAUAGACCCAAGUGCGUGGCAUCUGUCACCACUUACUUCAUCUAUGAUAAGCCUGUCACUGUGAACUGUACCGUGACAUCUCUCCCGUCGCCUGACUCCAUCUACUGGCAGUGGGAGGACAAAGAUGAGAUGACGAGUGCUGAACUCCUGAAGCGUGGCAGAAGCGUGACCACCUCCCUACUGACGGUGGCAUCCUCCACCAGCCACCGCCGAAAGCUGUACUGCUGGGCCACCAAUCAGAUCGGUGACCAAAUAGUUCCCUGUAACUUCACUAUUCGAGAGGUGGGCGUGCCGGGCUGGUCCUGCCGCGUGGUGCAUAUCAGUACCUCCUCCCUCACCCUCGUCUGCCUCACGCCACCACAGUUGGAGGAAAACGCCACCACGCUGUACACUGCAGAGGUGUAUCUAUGGAACAAAACGCUGCUUGCCAACGUCACCUCCACAAGCCCAACCUUCAACGUAAGUCACUUGCACGCGGCCACGAAUUACAGGCUGAAGGUGUACGUGACUUACGGCCGUAUCACUUCCCCGCCUGUGUUGGUGAGCGCUUAUACCUCUGACACUCCUGCAAAGCGAGGUGGUGGCAGCGUGCAGGGCGGGCGGCUGGGCGGGGCGGUGGGUGGCAUGGUGGUGGCGGCGGCUUUAGCAUCGACGGCCGUAUGUGCCAGACUGUACAGGGGCCGGCGGGUUCCUAGGCGCACAGGCACCAAGACCCUUCACUUGGUGGCCACCACAGAGGACACGCGGCCAAUGCUUCGCCCAGGAGGCGAGUGCCAGCCCGCCACUGUCCUGGAGGAGGAGGACGAAGAAGAUAUGCUAGCUAGACUAGAUGACGAGGAAGCACCGAUGAUGGGAAAGGAGGAGGAAGAAGAGGAAGAGGAUCAAGUGUUCAGGGUUGUGGUGGAUCCGCUGAGCUGCAGCGCCGGCCUGGUGCGACACAAGCAGGAAGCUGCAUCUGCCCUCCACGAGGUGAAGAUUAAAACCACCGCCGCCAAGAAGGCCGAGACCACAAGUGGCGAAAAGCUGCACAUUGGAGAGUGGAUGCAGCUGGUGCCUCAGGAGUGUGAAGAUUCGCUAGCUAGAAAACUGCAGCACGUUGCUGGUGAUAAGAACCACCGAGAACAACAGCAGCAGCAGCAGCAGCUUGGCGAGUGGCUGCAGCACAUGCCUGGAGACUGGGUGGUUGCCUCCUCCCUCCACGAGCCUCUCCUUCACUUCCCUGCACACAAGUCCCCUGGCUUGUGGAUACGCCCGCCUCCUCAGGAGAGUUACUGCGCACAGUCCGGUUCACUCUCCCUCGAGAGCAAUGGAAAUGGUCACAAUCCUGUGAAAUUUAGCACAACUCAAGUGGUAGAGAAGUGCUCGAUAGAAGAGGCCUCGUAUGAUGGUGAUGGACUGGCGGAAAACUAUGAGGACUGGAGGGUCAAAUUCUCCCCGAAUAUGAAGUUAGAUAGCUUGCCAAAGACUUUGAGGCCUCAAUCAAUACACAGGUCUGACUUUAGAUAUAACAGCUUAAGACUGCCGGCUUUUCGUCUACUUGAGGGCAACUAUAACCAUCCGCCUGGAGCUUCACACCAACCGGGCACGCUGCCAGAGGAUGCCAACAACAACAACAACAACAACAGUAUCGACACAAGUAGAAACACACAACACGAAACAAUCUUUGAUACCAACAGCAACUUCAAUCGCAAUAGUUUGUUCCUGCCACCCAACACAAUCCGUGACGACCUUUCUUGGAGCUUGCCACACCCACUACGGACAGAGACCCGCCGGCAACCCCAACGCCAAGUACUUCACGAGCAGGAAGGAAGCCACCCGCCGGCCAUGCUGCAGCGUCUCCAGCGGGUGGCACAGCCUCGAUCCCGCUCCACGGUAGGCGGAGAGCAGCCGUCAUCAAGUAUGAUGAGCGAACACGAGCUUGCUGGACAGGAGCAGGCCGCUAAAGAUUCUCCUCGUUCCAUGUGGCGACUCAGGUUUUCUGAGGAAACUAUUCUUUGAGACUUCCACCAAUAUGUGAGAUUAUUAAGAAAGGAAUGAACUAUGUGUGAUACUUAUUGCUUUUCAGUAACAUUAGAAGAAGCUUAAGUGGAGUUCAUGUUUGUAGCUAUGAAGCUCCUCUGGAUCAUACGUCAGUCUGUCUGCCUCGCUCAAGUUCCGUCCACACCACACCAGUGAGCCUUAGUCAUAUAUAGAAGGUUAUCUUGCCGUUCUCUUUGUAAUGAGAGCGACCCCUUAGUCACAAUGCAGAUGUCUGAGGUGAUGGUCGUUAAUGAUGUAUAUUUGUUACGGUUAUUUUGCGAAAUUGGUGGUUUUGCAAAGUUCCCGGUCAUUUUGCAGAUAAAUCAAAAUCAUGGAAUGUUUGCAAAAUCACCUUAAUUGUCUGGUUACUGUGCAAAAAUAACACGCAGAAAGGAUAUUUUGCAAAAAUGUCUGGUUACUUUGCAAAACAAAUAAAAAAGGAAUACUUUACAUUUAUAUUAUUUUUUUAAUUCUUGUACACUAACAUUAAAAAUUUUAAUAAUGUACUUUAAUACUUACCAUAAUAUAAUAUAAUUUUGUAAAUAAAUAAAACUUUUGAUUUGUAAAUGUAAAAAUGUAAAGUAGUCCUUUAAAACGGUUAAAUAUUAUUUGUUUUUACAAGCAGAACCGCAUUUGCAUCGGCUGUUGCAGACAUUCUGAUUCUUAUAACACCUGCAGCGGUUGUUGUUACAAAACAUGGAGCAGAUACACUUUAUAAAAUCUUGUCCAUGACCCAUGGAGUCUGCAUUUGCUGCUUCACGAAGGCUUAUCUCUCUUUCCUGGUUCACAUCGUCAAUAGAUAGGAACUGCUGCUCACAUGAAUUGAACUGAUUUCUUGUAUAAUGCUGUUUCAAAAAUCCCGUGCCUCGUUCCAAGUUUGUAUGUCCCACUUUCAUCCACUUUAAGUACAACGGCCUUCGCAUUAGUGAACUCUUCACGUCCACGAUCAACAAGAGGGAUCGGAACCAUUACAGUGUCACCGACCUCACCUUUCUUGAAACUCAUAGUUGAAACCAGCUGCAUUUGCUGUGCUUGAUUAUGUUGCUUUCUACUAGCUCCUUCUCUUUCAGCUUCAAUCUCCUGCUUUCGGGCACAGAGGUAGCAGAGAUCUUCAUCCACAGAGCAUGGAUCUCCACAGUCCCUGCCCAUGGAAGUUAUGCUGUCCUGCAUAUUGCCGGCUGCUAAUGCUUCAGUGAGUUGCUCCUCCGUCUCAAAUCCUUCCUCGACGGCCUCCGGUAGAUUCGUUGCAGUAAUACCAAGAUGAGGUUUCUGGCCAAACAUUGCUUCAUAGGGUGUUCUCCUAAUUCCAGCGUGAAACCGUAUGUUCGAGAGGAUUGGCUUGACGACCACAGACUUCCGGACACUGAAUUUUUUUAGUUGACAUUCUUCACAGAAUUGCAGGAAGACUUUCAUCUGAUCUAUAGUUAUGUUUGCAUAUUUCUCACUCAGUGCUUUAGAAAGAAUAUUCCUUCCUCCAUGUCCGUUAGCAAGAUGGGCAGCUUUAAUGGUAUCAAACAGAUCUUCAGCACAAACGUAUCUAAGAACAGUUCUUUUUUUAACUAGCUUUUGCACGGCUGUCUCUUCAACAGAUAUUUCCAUGACAUCGUAUUUUCUUAGAAGCCGAUAAUCCUUUUGAGUCUUCUUCACCUCCGAUUUUUCAAGUUCUUUCAUUCGGUUCACAAUUUCCUCGUAUUCACACUUUUUCAACAAGCACGAUGCAUUAUACGACUUCUUUUUCUGUGCUUCAGACAGCAUUGAGUCAAACUUCGCCUUCAUUCCAUCCAUCGUUGGAUAAUAAACAGAGGUCUACACCACAGCACCACCAAUCGUAACGACGAGAAGGCGAGAAGCACACUGUUUAACUGGGACAGCCGCAGUAACCUCAGUACCUAUAGCAGCAGUCAGCCCGCCCUCGCUUGACCUUCAGUAGUGCACGACUGUUAACAGCGUUAAGGCGGUGUCACACUAGCACUUUUUCCGUCGAUUAAUGCGAUUUCUGUCGAUUUUUCAACGUUCCGCAUGAACUUAUCGCAUGAAUUUGUCAGACGAUAGGGAUCGUUUCCGUCUGCA